AGCUGGUGGGAGGUGGGCGGGCGAUCGGAGGCGAGGAACCGGAUCGAAGGUUAGGGAUUCGAAGGCAGUUCGGGGCUGGGACUGAGCGGUAUCAUCCAGUCAAAUCAUGGGUCCGACCGAGCACUGGGAAGAAUGGUUCCUGAGCCAUCGGGUACUCCCCGCUGGGGUGUUUGGUGUGGCCUCCCUUGCCCGAGUCGCCCUGGUUUUCUACGGGGUCUUUCAGGACCGGACCUUGCGCGUAAGGUACACAGACAUCGACUACCACGUUUUCACGGACGCCGCGCGUUUCGUCACGGAGGGACGCUCGCCUUAUCUGAGGGCGACCUACCGAUACACGCCACUGCUUGCUUGGCUCCUCAUUCCCAACAUCUACUUCGGCGACCUCUUUGGAAAGUUUCUCUUCAUCAGCUGUGACCUCCUCACGGCUUUCCUCUUAUACCGCCUGCUGCUGCUGAAGGGGUUGGGCCGCCGCCACGCCUGCGGUUACUGUGUCUUUUGGCUUCUUAAUCCCUUGCCUAUGGUGGUAUCCAGCCGAGGCAAUGCGGACUCGAUCGUCGCCUCCCUGGUGCUUAUGGCCCUGUACCUAAUAGAAAAAAGACUUGUCGCGUGUGCCGCUGUAUUCUAUGGUUUUGCAGUGCAUAUGAAGAUGUAUCCGGUGACAUAUAUCCUUCCCAUAGCCCUCCACUUGCUUCCCGAACGCGACGACAGAAGCCUCUGCCAAUCCCGGUAUUCCUUCCAGGCUCGUUUUCACGAAUUCCUGAAGAGGUUGUGUGAUCGGGAUGUGGUGCUCUAUGUAGUAGUUGCUGGACUCACAUUUUUUGCCCUGAGUUUCGGUUUUUAUUAUAAAUAUGGUUGGGAAUUUUUGGAGCACACCUACCUUUAUCACCUGACUAGGAGAGAUAUACGCCACAACUUUUCUCCGUACUUCUACAUGCUGUAUUUGACCGCAGAGAGCAAGUGGAGUUUUUCCCUGGGAAUUGCUGCAUUCCUACCACAGUUCAUCUUGCUUUCAGCAGUGUCUUUCGUAUAUCACAGAGAUCUUGUCUUUUGUUGUUUUCUUCAUACGUCCAUUUUUGUGACUUUUAACAAAGUCUACACCUCCCAGUACUUUCUUUGGUACCUCUGUCUACUGCCCCUUGUGAUGCCACUAGUGAGAAUGCCUUGGAAAAGAGCUGUAGUUCUCCUAAUGCUGUGGUUUUUAGGGCAGGCCUUAUGGCUGGCUCCUGCAUAUCUUCUUGAGUUUCAAGGAAAGAACACCUUUUUGUUUAUAUGGUUAGCUGGUUUGUUCUUCCUUCUUAUCAACUGUUCCAUCCUAAUUCAAAUUAUUUCCCAUUACAAGGAGAAACCCCUGACAGAAAGACUCAAAUAUGACUAAUAUUUGCUCCAGUUCUGCCAUUUCUACUACAUUAUGAUUGUUCUGAAUGGACCAGGAGAGAGCUUUGGAAAAUUUUGAACAUCCUAAGCACUCUAGUGAAUGUUCAGUUUGGAGGAUAAUACCCUGAUUCCACAAAUUAAAACGAAUGUCUGCCUUAUGUAUAAAGGAGACUCAGUAUUAAGGUCCACCCUUUAGGAAAAUGGAGGUAUGUUUGGAAGGGUUGAUGAAACUAUUGGAUAUUAAAAUGUUUUUGUAGAAAAAUACAGAAAUAUAGUUAGAGACAUAAGGUCUGAGUAUUUCUUCUGGUUAUACUAUGUUACUGUCUGAAGCAGUCUUAUCUUUAAACCCCCCUUUCUCAAGUUUUCCUGAUAGCUGUGGAAACUCUCAAAAUGUUCCUAAAGCACAGCUUUUAUAUAUAAAGUGUUAAGUAAUGCUACUGUAUGUGUUUAGGUUAGGAAAAUUAGUUCUGUAUUAAUAGUGGAGGCUUAGAAGAUAAAGAAUUCAAAGCAAUUAAAUUGUAAUCAUGUUUUAUGUAUUUGUUUUAUACUUAGUUUUUCAGCACGUAGUCCCAGUGGUAUUAGAUUACCAUUUUUGGUCUUAUACAAAAGGGAUUAAAUUUAAAUUUAUCCAUUUUUAAACUUGAGUUAUUACAUAUUUUAAAAUAGCAUCUUGCUUUUGAUGUUUGAGGUCUGCAAACAGAACAUUUUAGUGUUCUGUUAUACCUCUUUAAUUCUGAUUUUUAAAAAUAUCUUUCAUCUACAAUUUAAGUUAAUCAAGUGUUAUCUGUUGUAAAAAUGAAUAUUAAUAUAUUUUAGGUGAUAAAAACUCAAAUUGUAAGUAUGGCAUUUCCCAGCUUAAAAGUACCCCGCUUAUGAAAAUACCCAUGAUAGAAAUGGAGACCUGCAUGAGAGGCUCCUGGAAAGCAUAUGAAGCAUCCUAAGUAUCCAUUAGUCUUUUAGACCAGGAAAUACAGGGAGAGAUUAUGAAAACGAGACUCUGUAGAUCCAUUUCCCUUAUUACUAUAAUAUUUCUGAGAAAAAAUGCUUUCUGAGUUUAAACCAAGCACUCUAAAAAAAUUUUUUUUAACAUAGCCCAUUAGGUUGGGGAUUUCCUAACACUAACCUGCAAUAGUAAUAUAUGGGUUUAAUUUUAUGAUUGUGAUUUUAAAAGAUGAAUAAUUUAACAACAUGCUCUUCCAUGGUAAAACAAAUGAAUAAACAUCCUCCAAAGAAGUAGUAUAUUUCAUGUCAGGUCAGGCCUAAAAAAGCCUUUGAGAACAAGCUGUGUCUACAUGGUCAUAAUUAAGAAUGCUAUUACUGGCAGCAUUUUGAUGGACAUGUUCUUGGGACCUGCCAUUAGAAAAAAGGGAAGAAUAAAUGGCUUUACAUGGGUUGCUGUUUUUGUGAAAAUAGCAGAGACAAUUGAGGACACUGACCUUGUAAUAUCUAAUCUUCUAUCCUGCAUUAAGUAUUAUCUCUCAGGCUCUUAGUUUAUAACUGUUCACUAGUGGCCUUUCAGCCAUGCCAUUCUCUUUCAUUUUUUUUUAAUAGAAAUUAAAAAAAUUUUUGGUAGGAAUAUGGGUGGGUAAAUAGAGUUCUUACAUCCCUAUGUAAUUGUCAUUUUGGUAUUCUUGACUUCUUGAAUAUUUUUUAAAAUAGUCAUAAGUAUAUUCAUUAAUUUUUUUUUAACUUCAGCAUUUUUUGUUGUGGCUUUUACUCUUCAUACUUAUAUUGAAAUUACAAGGAAGUUUACCUUGUAAGUGCGUCAUACUUCUGUUAGAUCUUUAGGAUUGCUUUUAAUUUUUAAUAUUCUAAAUAAGACUUGAAACAUGUUUCAUGUUUUAGAUCAUUCUCUUGACAUUCUUAGAAGUCAAGAGUGAGUGGAAGUCAAGAAGCCAGUGGAGUUCUGUUAGGGUGUUUGGAGGGAACUUCAAUUCCACUUCCUUCCCUGCCAGAAAUUCUCUACCGAAGCACUAUAGGUGUUUCUUAAAAGGUGCAAAGUUUAUAUGCUGCAAAGCUUAUAUGGUGCAAAAAAUGUAGUAAAUUAACUCGAGAUUAUUUUAUUUGGUUUCUUGGGUUUUUUAAUUUUUGUUUUCUGGUUCUGUAAAAUCUUUUUUUUUGUCUUUUACUUGCAAUUUUUUUGUUUCUUUAUUGGUCUUCAAUUACACCUAAAAUUGUAUAGCACUUUGGUUUUUUUCCUACAUAAUUCUUUUUGUUUUUAUACCACCCCUGAGGAUAAGUGUAUUCAUUUACAGAUAAGCAUUAAUUAUUAUCAUAUGAGAUUGAUUCUCAAGAUAGUCUGUGUUCAAAGCAGAGGUAACUAUGUAACUUAUUCCAUAGUUGCCUUAAUGUCUUCCAGAUGUGAUCCCUCAAUAUACCUAGAUAAAUUCCUUGGAUUAGGUCCAUUGGAAAGGCAGUACUACUCCCUAACCCCACACAAAUAAAUUUCUUUAUUAAAAUCAUAGAUUUUAGUUAAUAAUGACUCCUAACCAUCUGGCUGAAUGACUAUAAGUGACAUAACAUUGUUUUAAAAGUCUUGUAGGACUUGUCUUUUACUUAAUUGACUUUAGCUUAGUAUGGGAUAUAUUGUUAUUUCCCCAUCAGCUUUUUCUGCAUUGCCACCCACAUUUCAACCAUCUGUAUGAUGAGUGAAAAAAGGAAAAGAUGGAAAAUUGCACCUGGGACAGUACCUAAAUGCAACUACCUCCUGCCUUCUAUACUUUUUUAUGAACAAUUUUUUGGGGGUUUUAUUUAUUUUUAGAUAAGGAAAGGGAGGGAGAAAGAGAAGGAGAGAAACAUCAGUAUGUGGUUGCCUUUCCAUUAUGCCCUACUGGAGACAUUGCCUGCAACCUAGGCAUGUGCCCUGACUGGGAAUGGAACUAUCAACCUCCACAGGUCAGCACUCUAUCCAUUGAACCACACCAGCCAGGGCAAUUAUGAACAAUUUUAAACAUUACUUAUAUACCUACCACCUAAGUUCAACAAUUAAUUUUUUGUCGUAUUUCCUUUAUGUACAUAUUUUAUUUAUUUAUAUAUUUUUCUGAAUUGUGAAGUUGCAGACCUCAUUGAAUUUCACCACUAAAUACAUUAGUAUGCAUUUAGGCACUGUCCCAGGUGAAAUUCUCCCAUCUAGGAGUAGAAAUAUUUUCUUAACAAAUCUAUAAUAUUAUUUAAUAUAACUUAACACCCUGUCCAUUUUCAAAUUUCUCCAGUUUUGUGUUUAACCUUAACAGAUAUUCUUGGACCUCAAAGAUUCCCUGAGAGGAAACAAGGUAGAUAAUACAUAAUUAAGAAGUUUGGAUCUUUCCUUGGUCUUUAAAACAGUGAAAGGGAUUUACCUUCCCUUAAAGGUGAACAAAUAAUUCUUUUGUGCAAGUCUUUCUGUCUCCUUCCUAAGAAAACAUAGGGUAGCAAUCCUCUCUAAGAAGUUCUCCAGAUAAAAGAUUAUUUGGUUUGGUUUCCUGGUAUCUGUCCUCAUCCCCACCACCUGCCCAACAACUGAUUAACUGAUUUUACAUCUUGAUGGUGAGUUCUGGCAUUUCAUAAUUAACUGAUUUGGGGUACCUAUUCAGCCAUAUGUGGUUUCUUAUAACUUUUACAGCAACACCUUAGAGUUGGUCUUCACACUCUUAACUCCCCAUUUUACAGAAGAACAAAGAGGCUCAAAGAUUAAGUGACUACUAAUAAGUGACAGGGCUGGAAUUUGAUAUGAAUUUUCACUGACUAAAUGUUAUACUCCACUGUAUUAUGUUUUGGAUUUUUCUAAAGUGCCCAGACAAGAUUGCUGCAAAAUAAAUAGAACUCAACACACCCUAAUAAAUGUCUUGCCAAUCAA
Phyllostomus hastatus (greater spear-nosed bat) is the source of this 5209-nucleotide messenger RNA. It is a transcript of the gene PIGM, whose product is annotated as phosphatidylinositol glycan anchor biosynthesis class M. Gene Ontology annotation, cellular component: membrane; glycosylphosphatidylinositol-mannosyltransferase I complex. Bases 107 to 1375 code for a protein of 422 amino acids. The record is from RefSeq and is a predicted model, not a curated record. The transcript has a single exon. Lineage: Eukaryota; Metazoa; Chordata; Mammalia; Chiroptera; Phyllostomidae. Gene Ontology annotation, molecular function: GPI mannosyltransferase activity; alpha-1,4-mannosyltransferase activity. Gene Ontology annotation, biological process: GPI anchor biosynthetic process.